CAAAGAAAAUGUGGAUAUCCACAAAAAUAGCACCUUUCACCGUUUGCACGGCGUUAAACUUUUGUGGUUCUACUGACAUUUUCCCGGUUGGACUUCACUUUUAACAGCAGGUUCUGUGCAAAAGUAUAAAUACUGAACUGUUACUUCCUGAUCGAUGUUUCACAACUUGCAGCAGAGAUAUACAGGAUCAAGAGAAGAAACAAAGGGUAAGGCAAAAACACAAGCAACAAUAUGGGACAGUCGUUGAUGAUACGGCCAUGGCUGUUGCUGUGUUUCGCAGCGUUCUGUUUCACUGUUGAGGUUGAUUUUUCAGGAAGACCAACAGUACCUCAAGAGGAAGAGGAAGUCAAUCCAUUCGAUGUCAUAUCGAAGCAAAAAAAGGAUGACAUCUUGCCAGCAUCAGGGAGAUCAGUGGAGUCAAAAACGGUUUAUCAAGGCGACAUUGUGCUGAAUGAUGACGAAAACGCUGCCCUUGGGUUGGGUCGAUCAGCCAGUCAGAAUAUUAUUGUACUCACAUGGCCAAGAAAACUAUGGAGAACACGAACAGUUCCUUAUUUGUUAUCUGGUCAUUCCUAUAGCGACGUGCAAAAAAUUGAAGCUGCAAUGAGAGAUUUGGAAAACAGGGUUUGCCUGAAAUUCAGAAAAUACAAAUCAGGAGAUAAAGCUUGGCUCUACAUUCACAAAGGGACAUCUUGCUGGGCAAAUAUUGGUAGGAGUCUGGCCUUUGGUAAAACUGAUGUGAGUCUUGGUCCUUCAUGCUUGUCAAAAACUCUGAUCCAACACGAGCUCAUUCAUGCAUUAGGAUUCUUUCAUGAGCAAAGUAGAAGGGACAGGGAUAACUAUGUGAAAGUUUUAACAUGGAACAUCAGUCCAGCCAACCUAUACAAUUUUGACAAGACAAAGAAAUAUGAGGCAGAAACCUUUGGUGUACCAUAUGAUUACAACUCAAUCAUGCACUAUACGAAAACGACAUGGACAAGAAAUGGACAGGACACGAUGCAGGCAAAGAAUGAUCAAGAUUUACGGCUUGGUGGAACUGUAUUGAGUAAAUAUGACGUCAUGAAGCUGAACUUGAUGUACCAUUGCCAUGAGAAAAAUGGUGAAAGGUGGACUGAAUGGUCCGACUGGUCAAGAUGUAUACGAAACAAUUAUGGCUGUUAUCGAAGCAAACAUCGAAUUUGCUUGGUUGAAAACCUGGCUCUAUGUCCAGGGGCAGAUGAAUAUGGUGUCCAGUCAAAUGCACAGAAAUGCCCCUCGCCAAGCUACUGUGACGUUGAACCAGUGGAUGGAUUUUGGGGGAGCUGGUCUUCGUGGGCUGCGUGCUCAAAGUCAUGUGAUAAAGGGACAAGGAGAAGAUCUCGCCAGUGCAAUUCACCGAGACCAGCAAAUGGUGGAAGGAAUUGCAAGGGUGCAGCGACAGAUACAGAGAAAUGCAUGAGACGAACGUGCACAGCUAACAAAUAUUACACAAAUUUUGAUAAUGGCUUUGGAGUUUGGUCCAAUGUUCAAGGAAGAAAUGACCCUCUGAAUUGGCAGCGUGGCCGUGGAAAAAUGUCACAGUAUUCUGGACCACAAUCUGACCAUACGGAUGGAAAUGGUUGGUAUCUCUACGUCUCAACUGCCAGCUACACAAGUCACAAGAAAAGGGCAGGAUUAAUAAGUGAAUAUCUUUCUGGCAAAAAGUGCAUAUCUCUGGCAUAUUGCAUGCGUGGUAAAAACAUGGGAAGGCUUGAUUUUUCGUUGCAAACAUCGAGUGGACAGUGGUACAAUUUUCCAUCUACCAAAAAGGGUCACCAAGGAACUGGUUGGCACGAUAUUGAAUUUUCGCUCGUAAAUCCAGCGUACACAAAGACUUCAUACCGGUUCUUAAUCGAAACAACCACUGGUAUUGGCCCAUAUUCAGAUAUAGCUAUUGAUGACAUUCUGAUAGAAAAUGGAGCAUGCGGAAAGAAUGUGGAAGCAUCGAAGCCGAACCCAGGCAUUGCUCCUGUCGUGAGUCAAGGCUGCACCAACAAAAACAAGAACUGCAUUUCUUGGGAAAAACACGGAGAAUGCCAUAAGAACCCUGGUUACAUGAAGACUGGGUGCUGUCUUUCUUGCAGGGGUACGGGUGACUGUACUAAAGAUUCUUACAGUGCAACCAGUUGCCCAGACUGGGCAAGUAAGGGGGAAUGUGAGAAGAAUCCAAUAUGGAUGUGGAAGAACUGCUGUAAAUCCUGCAAAAAGCAAGGAAAUUGCAGUGAAAGUAACAAGAAUUGCAAGAUUUGGGCAAAGGAUGGAUGGUGCAACAAGGAAAGCCAUGUUGUCUACAUGUGGAAAUCCUGCUGUAAAUCCUGCAAAGAAUGGUGGGAAAAACAAUGAUGUAGUUGCUGGACAAAACGAGGUGAUUGCAAACAAAUCGAAAAUGGACGAUAGAAUGUUACAAAUUAUGAUUUUGUAAGAGACCUACAUGGCAAAUGGAAAAAACUAACAUCACCAUGAACGUUUUGAAAUACACCCAAUGAACUUUCGCUAUACGUUUAUAAACACUAACGAUUUAUUACUCUGAAGUGACUAAAAAAAUCUUUAGUUAGUUUUUGUUGUAAAGUGAGAAAAUGUAACAAGGCAGUUGCUUUUUUACCACAAUGAGCUAACGUUCCUGACAAUUCCUUUUACUACAAGGAAUCAUUCUUAUAGUUUUAAUAUAAAUAAUUUCUAUUGGAAUG
Messenger RNA from Rhopilema esculentum, 2705 nucleotides. RefSeq lists its product as uncharacterized. Gene Ontology annotation, biological process: proteolysis. Lineage: Eukaryota; Metazoa; Cnidaria; Scyphozoa; Rhizostomeae; Rhizostomatidae. The record is from RefSeq and is a predicted model, not a curated record. Gene Ontology annotation, cellular component: membrane. Gene Ontology annotation, molecular function: zinc ion binding; metalloendopeptidase activity.